Molecule: messenger RNA, 267 nt
Organism: Microthlaspi erraticum
Lineage: Eukaryota; Viridiplantae; Streptophyta; Magnoliopsida; Brassicales; Brassicaceae
Source: the annotation of a GenBank genome assembly
AUGAGCGGAGCAUCGUGGGCUGACCAGUGGGACAAUAGCGGCGACUCUGCCAAAGGAGGCCGAACCGGAGGCGGCGCCGUCGUCAGAAGCGGUGGAGGUGGAGCUGCGUCGAACUCCAACACGGCUAAGUACAAGGAGAAACUGGGACAAGGGUUAGACAAGACUAAAACCUUAGCUUCUUCUGGUUUUAUGAAGCUCAAGACUGGCUCUGCCAUCGGUUUCCGUUGGGUCAAGGACAAGUAUCACAAAACCACUAAUAAACACUAA